AUGCAAAACAAUACAUCAAUUAUGAAAGCCCGUCUCAAUGAAGAGAAGGAGAAGGAUCCAGAGUUUCUGAAAAGAGCCAUCUGUGUUUUAGAACUUCCAUUCGUUGUGGAUGAACAACAAGUGGGUAACUUUUUCAAAAAGUGUGAUGGAGGAGUGAAACGACUGGAAAUUAUUCGAUCUGGAGCUCUUGUUUUCUCAGCUGCUUUUGUUGAAUUUAACAAACAAAAAGGAAAAAAGAAAGCCAUAGAACUCUCGGAGAAAGUCGGACAGGAAUAUGAUGUGAUAAUAUUGAGUGCUGAGGACUUUCUUGAAGAUAAAAUUCCAACGAGAAGAGAAGUGAGCAAGACACCACAAAACAAGACACAAAAUGGUGGACCUUGUAAGAACCAAUAA
Naegleria fowleri is the source of this 393-nucleotide messenger RNA. RefSeq lists its product as uncharacterized. The record is from RefSeq and is a predicted model, not a curated record. NCBI's taxonomy places the organism in Eukaryota, Heterolobosea, Eutetramitea, Acrasida, Naegleriidae. The transcript has 2 exons. The coding region runs from base 1 to 393 and encodes 130 amino acids. Gene Ontology annotation, molecular function: RNA binding.